This is a messenger RNA of Eriocheir sinensis (Chinese mitten crab), 3841 nucleotides long. It is a transcript of the gene Droj2, whose product is annotated as dnaJ homolog subfamily A member 1-like. Bases 166 to 1356 code for a protein of 396 amino acids. Lineage: Eukaryota; Metazoa; Arthropoda; Malacostraca; Decapoda; Varunidae. Gene Ontology annotation, biological process: response to heat; protein refolding. Gene Ontology annotation, molecular function: ATP binding; Hsp70 protein binding. The transcript has 9 exons. The record is from RefSeq and is a predicted model, not a curated record. Gene Ontology annotation, cellular component: cytoplasm; cytosol.
AAGCAGCGCCACAAGAGUCCGAGGUCUGCCGCCAGGAGUCCCGGGCCGUCCGUGUCGUCUGGAAGCUUCCCGUGUGACCGUCUCCUUUUCCUCCCUUACAACCACACCAGCGCCUCCACCAGUUCCAGUCCACACUCAACCAAGAAAGAAGAAGCAGAACCGAAGAUGGUGAAGGAAACCGGAUACUAUGACAUGCUCGGGGUCAAGCCCACCGCCACACAGGAUGAGCUCAAGAAGGCGUACCGCAAGCUGGCCCUGAAGUACCAUCCCGACAAGAACCCAAAUGAGGGGGAGAAGUUCAAGCUCAUUUCUCAGGCGUACGAGGUCCUCAGUAAUGAAGAAAAGCGGAAAAUAUAUGACCAAGGAGGGGAGCAGGCCCUCAAGGAAGGUGGGAGUGGGGGAGGAGGCUUCACCUCACCCAUGGACAUCUUUGACAUGUUCUUUGGUGGCGGCAUGAAGAGGAAUAGAGAGAAAAGAGUGAAGGAUGUAGUCCACCAGAUGAGUGUGUCAUUAGAGGAGCUUUACAAUGGAGCUGUUAGGAGAUUAGCCCUUCAGAAGCACGUCAUCUGCAGCAAGUGUGAAGGACAGGGAGGAAAGAAGCCCCCAGAGAAGUGCCCUUCAUGCAGAGGAACAGGCAUGCAGGUUCGAAUCCAGCAGCUGGGUCCAGGCAUGGUGUCUCAGGUGCAGAGCAUGUGUGGAGAGUGUCGAGGACAGGGCGAGCGAAUCAACCCUAAGGACAGGUGUAAGACAUGUGAGGGCAGAAAGGUUGUCAAAGACAGAAAAAUCUUGGAGGUUCACGUGGACAAGGGUAUGGAGGACGGACAGAAGGUGGUGUUCUCAGGAGAGGGAGACCAGGAGCCCGGCCUGGACCCUGGAGACAUCAUCAUUGUCCUGGAUGAGAAGGAGCACCCAAUAUUCAGACGUGUGAACAAUGAUCUCACUAUGCAGAUCCACAUAUCCCUUGUGGAGGCUCUGUGUGGCUUCCAGAAACCCAUCAAAACACUAGAUGAUAGGACCAUUGUCAUUAGCACUAUUCCUGGUGAGGUGAUCAAGAAUGGAGAGAUCAAGUCUGUGAUAGGGGAGGGGAUGCCACAAUACAAGAAUCCAUUUGAAAAGGGACGUUUGCUUCUUCAGUUCCUCGUAGAUUUCCCCUCGGAAAUCCCUGUUGACCGCAUCCGAAAACUUGAAAAGAUCUUGCCUACCAGACCCGAGGUAAUUGUCCCAGACGAUGGCGAGGAGGUGAACUUGGUCGAGCUUGACCGAAGUCAGCGAGGACGGCGCCACCACAAUCAGAUGUACGAUGAUGACGACGAUCACCACGGAGGCCGGCAACACGUCCAAUGCCAGACCAGCUAGAGAGAUUCUUCCUCCCCAUUCCUCCUCUAUCAUUAUGUAUAUGCCAUUAACGUAAAUACCAGUGGCGCCACCUUUCUUGCAAACCUUCUUCCCCGUUCAGGCCAUCUAUAUCCAGGCGUAUGGACGCAUUGACUCGUUCAUGGCUGGCCCAAAGGAAGACUGGUGUAUGUUUCGUGUUCUGUGGCAGGAAAGGUACAUAGUGAAACAGGAUAUUUGAUAUUUCAGACUUUUUCGUGUCCAUGUUGUCUCAGAUUCUAGUUUCAGUGCUAUGAUUGUUUUGCAUAUCAUGACCAGCGUUACCAGAGGUGUCAUUGUCGUAAUGGUGCCACGUGCAAAACACCAUGAAUUGUUUGUAGCUGAAGAAACUGGUAAUAAUUUUUCUCUCCCAUUGUAGGGAGAUGGAGUCUGCAGUAGGGAGCACACCCAAAAUCUGAUUUUAUUGUAUCUCUGUAGUUGUUGUAUAGGAAAAUUGAAUGGUUUUAUGGUUUUGACUCCUAGUGGUCUAUUUAAUACAAUUUUUCUUUACCAAGAUUUUCUUUUUCACUUCCAGCAAUGGAAUGAAAGUGUACAGCAAGGUCUAAAGGACACCAAUUUCCUUAGAGAUGUUUAGUAAAGUGCAUCGACUUCUAAGCUUCAGCAAACCGUGUCAAUCUUUUUUUUGUCAUAUACCUUCAAUAAGAGAAAAUGUUUUUGGCAUGUCACUGAAAGCACUGUCUAUUCUCCAAGUGAAACCAUUGUGGUAUUAUUAUUUAGCUUUAUGUAAACUAAUUACAAAAAUGUAAGUCAUUAUUUACCAUGAACAAAGAUGAAUGAGCACUAACUGUUCUCUCAAUGUCAGUCCCAAGCUGACCAAGCAUUCUCAAGAAAGUAUCGUUAAGAAAAGAUCAUGUCACCGAGAAUAAUUACUUUGUGUCCUCCGUGUCAUCCACACUUCAUACCAGUGACCAGUACAUACACGAGAGGCCACACACAAUCUGACUGCCUACCUCUAGCCGGGACUUGAUCAAGAGGCUAGUCAUAGAUGUAGGAAGGGCAUGAGGUUUCUUUUUAAGCGAUGUGAGCGGUGAUGAGUUUGAGGAAAAUGCACGUUGAAAUGAUUUAACCCUUGAAUGAGUAAGUGGCAAGUGUGGCUGUGUUUUGAGUCCUGCUGAGGGUGUUGUGUGGCCUUUGUGGUGAUGUGCUAUUUCCCUGCACCUUGACCAUUGGUAACUGAAGUUGUGGAAUGAUUAUGUGAUGGUUUACAUGAAACUGGAAGAUCUAAUCUUCACUACAUACAUUGUUAUUUAAUACUACAACAGUUAAUAACCUUCCAUUUGACAAGUGGAAGGUUACUUUAAACAUUUCCUGAACACCUGGCUGCUGUGUCCAUUGCUUUGAGUUCAAAAGUCAUGUCUAUGGUGAUUCAAGCGGGCAUUGAAAGGCACUUAAUUAAGAUAAAAUAGAAGUGGUGCUGAUCAAUAUUAUGAAGGUUUCAUUAUUGGUAUUUUCCUCAGUUUUGUAUUGUAUAAUUAAUGAUAAGACCACUUCCUCAAGCAAAGCUGCCUACUUAUGAUGUGUAUGUUUAGGAAUUUUAGAUGCAGGAGGUACAUUUUUUUUCUGCUUGAUACAUCUCUCAAGAUAGACAGAUUGGCUGGUAGAAUCCAUUCAUUGUUGUUCUAGAUUAUCCAUUGGGAAAAACACUAGAACCCAUUCAUUGUUGUUCUAGAUUAUCCAUUGGGAAAAACACACCUGAUGAGGUUUAGUGUAUUGCCAACUGCUUUGCUUUAUUGGUUAGCAUCGUUAAGCAUUAAAUUAUACAAAGUUCAGUGUCAAUUUCCCCAAGUUUUUUGUGACUUGUAAUACAAGUCAUAUCUGGAGGGGCAAAAAUGUUCAGCAUCAAAAUUGUGAUCAUGAAGUGCCGUUGGUACUUCACAUCUGUAAAAGCGAUUCUUAUCAGUGGCUGGCGGUCAGGUGGACUGAUUGUUACUUGCCCCAAGUUCCUUGUCGAGACUCACCAGGUAGCUUUGUCAUAAGAAAUCGCUUACAUGCCGUCAUGAGUGCUUUCUUAGUAUCCUCAGAUUGAUAUAAGGAAGCUAUUGAAUAGCAUUUGUUACAGACAGUGCACCCCAGGGGUAAAUAGAUGUUUAGUGACGUGAAACAUACAGCACACUGCACAUGAUUAUUCUCCUGGUGGUAAUUUUAUAUGUAAAGUGUUCAGGCUAGCUGCUUGAAGGCAUUCAAAAAGAAUGAGGCUUAUGUAGGACACGGGUCACCUAGUAUUCCAGGAUAGAAUAGAGAUGUAAAUUGUACUGAAGCUGUUUGUUCUGAACUAUCAAAGUUGAUAGCCGAGGAAAUGAACCGAAGUAUACUUCUUUUUUUAUAAAGUGAGGCUUUGCAAUUUAUUUGUAUUUAUUUAUCUUUUAUUUAAUGAGAGAAGAUAGAUGAUAAUCUCAGCUGCUGCUAUGUAAGACAUGUAUCACAUAUAGAUAAUGAAACAUUCAUAGUA